This is a messenger RNA of Spinacia oleracea (spinach), 1255 nucleotides long. RefSeq names its product bidirectional sugar transporter SWEET2. Gene Ontology annotation, biological process: carbohydrate transport. The record is from RefSeq and is a predicted model, not a curated record. NCBI's taxonomy places the organism in Eukaryota, Viridiplantae, Streptophyta, Magnoliopsida, Caryophyllales, Amaranthaceae. Bases 160 to 864 code for a protein of 234 amino acids. Gene Ontology annotation, cellular component: membrane. The transcript has 7 exons. Gene Ontology annotation, molecular function: sugar transmembrane transporter activity.
AAACAUAUUUGAGACAGACUGUAAGCAGCACAAACCAGCACAAACCAUUUGAAGAGAGAGAAAAACAUAAAGUUUGCCUAAACAAAAUCCAAUCCCCAAAAAAUAGAGAGAACAGAAUAACUAAAAGCGGAAUUCCUAUUCCUAUUCCUAAUUAUAUUCAUGGUUUCUUCUCUCGCAGUUGUAGCAUAUUCUGUUUUCAAAGAUGCAGCUGGGGUUGCUGGGAACAUCUUUGCUUUUGGGCUAUUUGUGUCACCAAUACCGACAUUCAGGAGGAUAGUGAGAAAUGGGUCAACUGAAGAGUUCUCAGGAUUGCCAUAUAUAUACACCCUCCUGAACUGUUUGAUAUGUGCCUGGUAUGGGUCACCCUUUGUAUCAAUUGAUAAUAUAUUGAUCACAACAGUCAAUUCAAUAGGUGCUAUCUUCCAGUUGGUCUACAUAACCUUCUUCAUAAUAUAUGCCGAGCGAGUUAGAAAGAUGAAAAUGCUAGGUUUUCUAUCGGCGGUGUUUGUUUCGUUUGCCAUUUUAAUCAUAUUGAGUUUAAGAGUGUUCGACUUUGCUUCAAGACAGAUUUUCGUUGGGUUCUUGAGUUGCGCUUCUCUCAUUUCGAUGUUUGCUUCACCACUCUUCAUAAUUAGACUGGUUAUACAGACAAGAAGUGUCGAAUACAUGCCUUUCUACCUUUCACUGUCUUCUUUCUUGAUGAGCAUGUCUUUCUUAGCGUAUGGGAUGCUUAACUGGGAUGCAUUUAUCUAUGUUCCAAAUGGGAUCGGAGCCAUCCUCGCAAUCACACAAUUGGGAUUGUAUGUUUACUAUAGUAAAAAAUCAAGUGAACGUCAAGAACCUUUGAUUGUUUCGUAUUCAUGAUAUUCUUUGGUGAAAUUCACAAGGAUAACUGGUAAAAAAUGGUGUUUUUUUGAGCAACAGUGAUAUUCUUCAUUCUUCUGCAUCGGAAGAACCCAUACGAAAGUUUCCUUGUCCAUGGAUCUUUGUUCUUAAGCUAUUGCUUCAGGUCACAUUGGCAUUGGAAUUUACCCGUAACAAAUAUGAAUAGUAUCAUUUUGCUUUGAUCAAAUAUUUCCUUCUUCCUAUUUGAGGAAUGGACAAUAUUAUUUUCUUUGUAUUUGGAAGGGAUUUUCUGCAAAGUUUGUAAUAUUUUUUGGGAUAGAAAUAUGAAUUAUUCAUUGCACAAGGAUGCCAGACUGAAAAUCAACCGGCCUUGAACUUGUAUUUGUUAGUUUGACAAGUUUAUUACCAA